Molecule: messenger RNA, 975 nt
Organism: Miscanthus lutarioriparius
Lineage: Eukaryota; Viridiplantae; Streptophyta; Magnoliopsida; Poales; Poaceae
Source: the annotation of a GenBank genome assembly
AUGGUGGUGCUAAGUGCACAUUUUCGGGCUUACAUACAAGCAUUGGAGAAACUACAGAUGGACAUAGCAACUUCCACCGACUUGCUUGGUGUUGAAACCAGAAGCACCGGCUUCAUUUUCUCCAUUGGAAAAGAACCUCUGAAAACCCGUCCUUCAGUGUUUGCUCUGGGUGAACAAAUAAACAUUUUAAAGGAAAUCGAUCAGCCAGCAUUGAUACCUCAUAUAGCUGAAGCGAAGUCACAUAAAUACUCAUAUGAAGUUCUUUUCAGAAGCUUGCAGAAACUUCUUAUUGAUACUGCCACUUCAGAAUACCUGUUUACUGAUGAUUUCUUUGGCGAAGAAUCCAUAUUCCAUGAUAUAUUUGCAGGACCGAUUCAAGUUGUAGAUGAACAUUUCAAUGCUGUACUCCUGAACUGUUAUGAUGCAAUUGGCAUAAUGCUUAUGAUCAGAAUAAUUUAUCAGCACCAGCUCAUCAUGUUUAAGCGGCGAAUCCCAUGUUUGGACUUUUACCUAGACAAGCUUGAUUUAAAUUUGGAGCGAUUGCGGAUGGCAAUUGAGGACUUGCUUGUUAAGUUGGCCAAAAUGUUUGCUAAACCGAAGUUGCAAACUAUUUUUCUGAUAAAUAACUAUGAUUUAACAAUUUCCAUUUUAAAGGUAGAAAUUCUCGGCCUGAUUUUAAAUGGCAACCUUUUCUGUUAUAGUAACUUCCCAGAAGCUGGAACUGAGGGUGGGAAGGCACAACAACACUUCGAGGAGGUUCUUAAGAGCAACAUCGCAAUAUAUGUGGAAGAGUUGCUCCUGGAGCAGUUCAGUGGUUUGAUCAAAUUCGUCAAAUCUCGUCCAGAUCUUGAGGGCGACGCUCGCAGGCUCACCGAGUGUGUCAAGAGGAUCAACGGCGGCUCUGCCCUCAACAAGGACCUGGUGUCCAUAUCCUCCAUCCUGUUCGAAAUCAAGAAGUAUUCCAGGACGUUUUAG